Molecule: messenger RNA, 3286 nt
Organism: Plutella xylostella (diamondback moth)
Lineage: Eukaryota; Metazoa; Arthropoda; Insecta; Lepidoptera; Plutellidae
Gene: Rpn2
Product: Regulatory particle non-ATPase 2
Biological process (GO): proteasome-mediated ubiquitin-dependent protein catabolic process; regulation of protein catabolic process
Cellular component (GO): proteasome regulatory particle, base subcomplex; proteasome complex; nucleus
Molecular function (GO): enzyme regulator activity
Source: RefSeq, a predicted model, not a curated record
UUGUUGUCUAUGGUCAAUGACACCAAUGAAAUUUGUCAACUCAUCUCAGUACAGAAAAUUGUGAAGAAAAUCUACAAAAGAAUACAGAAAUUCAACUUGAUAAUAGUGUUUAGUGGCAAAACCUCAAAAUGAAUAUCACAUCGGCGGCGGGGAUCAUCUCCCUGCUCGACGAGCCCAUGCCUGAAGUGAAGGAAUUCGCACUGAAGAGGUUGGACAACAUCGUCGAUGAGUUUUGGCCUGAAAUAUCUGAAUCUAUCGAGAAGAUCGAGAUUCUCCAUGAAGACAAAGUGUUUUCGCAGCAUCAACUCGCCGCUUUGGUGGCCAGCAAGGUGUACUACCACCUGGGAGCGUUUGAGGAUUCCUUGACCUACGCACUGGGGGCUGGUGACCUGUUCGAUGUGAACGCUCGUAACGAGUAUGUGGACACAACGAUCGCGAAGGCCAUCGACUUCUAUACGAUGAAGAGGAAGGCUCUGUUCAUCGACAGCUCUGCGGAGCCUAUUGACCCUCGUCUGGAGGCUAUAGUGAACCGGAUGUUCCAGCGGUGUCUGGACGACGGCCAGUACCGUCAGGCGCUGGGGCUGGCGCUCGAGACGCGCCGCAUGGACAUCUUCGAGGCAUCCAUCAUGAAGUCAGAUGAUAUACCUGGUAUGCUGAUAUACUCCUUCACGGUUGCCAUGAGCCUGCUCCAGAACAGAGGUUUUCGAAGCACAGUCCUGCGGUCGCUGGUCGGCCUAUACAGAGGCCUCAACAUCCCUGACUAUGUCAACAUGUGUCAAUGUCUUAUCUUCCUUGAAGACCCUCUGUCAGUAGCAGAAAUCUUGGACAAACUAAUCAGUGGCCCUCGGGAAUCAGUACUUAUGGCUUACCAAAUUGGUUUCGACUUGUAUGACUCAGCCACACAACAGUUCCUCGGCAGGGUAUUACAAGCAUUGAGAAGCACAGCCCCCAUCCCCAGUGCCCUCGGAGGCAAGCCGGAGCCCCAGGGAGGACCCUUCCCGGAGGCCAGCAUGGAGGUUGACACACCUGCAGAGGAAUCCAAAAAACCAGAGAGAGAUAUAGAAAGCCUGAAUGAUGAGGAGAAAGAACACCAAAAGAGGGUAGAGAAAUUAAUAUCAAUAUUGGGUGGAGAUGUCUCAAUAGGCUUACAACUACAGUUCUUAAUUAGGUCAAACCAUGCUGAUAUGCUUAUACUCAAGAACACAAAAGAUGCAAUCAGAGUUUCAAUCUGCCACACAGCUACAGUUAUAGCCAAUGCCUUCAUGCAUGCCGGCACCACCAGCGACCAGUUCCUGAGAGAUAACCUGGAGUGGCUGGCGAGAGCCACCAACUGGGCUAAACUUACUGUCACAGCUUCUCUCGGAGUCAUCCACAGAGGUCAUGAGGGGGAGUCGCUGGCGCUCAUGCAGUCCUACUUGCCUAAAGAAGCUGGUCCUUCAUCAGGCUACUCCGAAGGCGGUGGCCUCUACGCCCUCGGCUUGAUCCACGCCAACCACGGCGCCAACAUCAUUGACUAUCUUUUAACUCAACUAAAAGAUGCGCAGAAUGAGAUGGUUCGUCAUGGAGGUUGCCUUGGCUUGGGUCUGGCGGCCAUGGGCACACACAGACAAGAUGUGUACGAGCAGCUAAAGUUCAACCUGUACCAAGACGACGCGGUGACGGGUGAAGCAGCAGGUAUCGCCAUGGGCAUGGUGAUGCUGGGCUCGCGCAACGCGGCCGCCAUCGAGGACAUGGUGGCGUACGCGCAGGAGACGCAGCACGAGAAGAUCCUGCGCGGGCUGGCGGUGGGCGUGGCCUGCACCAUGUACGGGCGGCUGGAGGAGGCGGACGCGCUGGUGGCGCAGCUGCUGCGCGACAAGGACCCGCUGCUGCGGCGCGCCGGCUGCUACACGCUGGCGCUGGCCUACUGCGGCACCGGCAACAACGACUCCAUCCGCACGCUGCUGCACGUGGCCGUCAGCGACGUGAACGACGACGUGCGCCGCGCCGCCGUCACCGCGCUCGGCUUCCUGCUGUUCCGCACGCCCGAGCAGUGCCCCAGCGUGGUGUCGCUGCUGGCGGAGUCCUACAACCCGCACGUGCGCUACGGCGCCGCCAUGGCGCUCGGCAUCGCGUGCGCCGGCACCGGCAACCGCGAGGCCAUCGGCCUGCUCGAGCCGAUGGUCAAGUUCGACCCCGUCAACUUCGUCCGCCAGGGCGCGCUCAUCGCGUCCGCCAUGAUCCUCAUCCAGCAGACAGAAGCUCUCUGUCCCAAGGUGACGUACUUCCGGCAGCUGUACGCGCAGGUCAUCAGCAACAAGCACGAGGACGUGAUGGCCAAGUUCGGCGCCAUCCUGGCUCAAGGCAUCAUCGACGCGGGCGGCCGCAACGUGACGGUGUCGCUGCAGAACCGCACCGGCCACAUGAACAUGGUGGCGGUGGUGGGCAUGCUGGUGUUCACGCAGUACUGGUACUGGUUCCCGCUGGCGCACUGCCUGUCGCUGGCCUUCACGCCGACGUGUGUCAUCGCGCUCAACUCGGACUUGAAAAUGCCGCUGUUGGAGAUGAAGUCCAACUCGCGGCCGUCUCUGUUCGCCUACCCCGCGCCGCUCGAGGAGAAGAAGCGCGAGGAAAGAGAGCGCGUCACCACCGCCGUGCUCAGCAUCGCCGCGGCUAAGGCGAGACGGACGCGCCACGCCGACGGCGCCGCCAGCCUCUCCGCCUCCACCACCUCCAAAAUGGACGUCGAUGAGGAAGACAAGAAGCCCUCAAAGUCGCCCAACCCCAGCAUCACUGUGCACGCCAAGUCUGAUAAAGACAAGGAAGCGAGCUCGUCUAAAGACUCUAAAGACGUGAAGAAAGAGGAGAAAGAAGGCGAAGAUAAAGAAACUAAGGAGAAGAAAGAGCCAGAGCCGACCUUCGAGAUCCUGAGCAACCCGGCGCGCGUGAUGCGCCAGCAGCUCAAGAACCUGUCCAUAGUGGAAUCAGGCUACACGCCUCUCAAGGACAUCACUAUCGGAGGCAUCGUGAUGCUGAACCACAGCGACGACGCGGAGCAAGCUCUAGUCGAACCCGUGGCCGCUUUCGGACCCAAAACCGAGGAAGAGAAGGAGCCCGAACCCCCAGAACCCUUCGAGUUCCUCGACGAUUGAUGCAACUACUCCAUUUAAGCGUAGUUAGGGCUCACUCAUUGAAUCAUUUAGAAUGUAUUGAACCAGUAUCGUCAUUAUUGCAAUAGAAUAUGGAGAGCAUUACUAACAGGAAAUUGUAAUGUGUUACUUUUAACGAAAUAAAAUUUAAUUACGUA